UCUAAACCUGCCUCUGCCGGUGGAAAGCCAUUCCCCCGGCUGGAAUCCCAGCUCCCCGGGUCGGGAGGGGCCAGAUUCCCCCCUGCAGCUGAGCUGGGGAGCUGAGGGGAGGCCGGGACAAAGCCAGGUGUGUGUCCUGGUGCCAAGGUGGCCUGUGCUGCCCCCAGACCGUGCCCGGGACACGCUGACCGACGAGACGGUGGCGCUGAAGAAGGUGCGGAUGGACAACGAGAAAGAUGGAAUGCCCAUCAGCAGCCUGCGGGAGAUCACCCUGCUCCUGCAGCUCCAGCACCCCAACAUUGUGGAACUGAAGGAGGUGGUUGUGGGAAACCACCUGGAGAGCAUUUUCCUGGUGAUGGGAUACUGCGAGCAGGACCUGGCCAGUCUCUUGGAGAACAUGCAAACACCCUUCUCAGAAGCUCAGGUGAAGUGCAUCAUCCUGCAGGUGCUCAAAGGCCUUCAGUACCUCCAUGAGAACUACAUCAUCCACAGGGACCUGAAGGUCUCCAACCUGCUGAUGACGGACAAAGGCUGUGUGAAGAUAGCUGAUUUCGGCCUGGCACGCACCUAUGGGAUGCCCCCUAAGCCCAUGACCCCCAAAGUGGUGACUCUGUGGUACCGCGCACCAGAGCUGCUGCUGGGGAUGACAACCCAGACCACCAGCAUCGACAUGUGGGCUGCUGGCUGCAUCCUGGCCGAGCUGCUGGCACACAAACCGCUGCUGCCAGGCACCUCUGAGAUCCACCAGAUCGACCUCAUCGUGCAGCUCUUGGGAACACCCAACGAGAACAUCUGGCCAGGGUUCUCCAAACUGCCGCUGGCCACCCAGUACACCCUGCGCAAACAGCCCUACAACAACCUGAAACACAGGUUUCCCUGGCUCUCGGAGGCUGGGCUGCGACUGCUCAACUUCCUCUUCAUGUACGACCCCAAGAAAAGGGCCACAGCCAAGGACUGCCUGGAGAGUUCCUACUUCAAGGAGAAGCCUUUGCCCUGUGAGCCAGAGCUGAUGCCCACCUUCCCACACCACCGGAACAAGCGGGCGGCCGGCACGGCAGUGGAGAGCCAGGCCAAGCGCAGCAAGCCCUGAGCUGUCCCAUGGGAACAGGCGUGAUGUGUCCUGGCUGAGGAGGAUUCCCUCAGCCCAACAGUCCCAGUGCCCCACGGGGCUCCAUCCGUUUCCAGGACGGCUCCCAGCUCCAUCUCCACGUGAAGGAUGGGGCAGGCUCUAGUCUGGGGCUGGAUGAGCGUGGCCCUGGGCCCCAGAGAGAAGAGAGAUUGGGGCCUGGGGAUGCCCAGGCCUGGCAGGAUCAGUCCUAUCCCAUGGGGUCCUGGCUUGUGCUGUCUGUGGGGGGAACCCCAACUCUGCCAUCAAUAAAAACACCUGGCAGUGGCAA
This is a messenger RNA of Cyanistes caeruleus (blue tit), 1397 nucleotides long. The record is from RefSeq and is a predicted model, not a curated record. Lineage: Eukaryota; Metazoa; Chordata; Aves; Passeriformes; Paridae.